AUGGGGCUGCUCAGGAUUAUGCUGCCGCCCAAGUUGCAGCUGCUGGCGGUGCUGGUCUUCGGGGUGGCCGUGCUCUUCCUGGAGAACCAGAUCCAGAAGCUGGAGGAGUCCCGCGGCAAGCUGGAAAGGGCUAUUGCAAGACAUGAAGUCAGAGAAAUAGAACAACGUCAUACAGUAGAUGGCCCCCGACAAGAUGUGACACUGGAUGAAGAAGAUGAUGUGGUGAUCAUUUACAACAGAGUACCUAAGACUGCCAGCACAUCCUUCACAAAUAUUGCCUAUGAUCUUUGUGCGAAGAACAAAUACCAUGUUCUACAUAUCAAUACAACCAAAAAUAAUCCUGUUAUGUCUCUGCAAGAUCAGGUCCGAUUUGUGAAGAAUGUGACUUCCUGGAAGGAAAUGAAACCAGGAUUUUACCAUGGACAUAUAUCUUAUUUGGACUUUGCAAAAUUUGGUGUUAAAAAGAAACCAAUUUACAUAAAUGUCAUAAGAGAUCCUAUAGAACGACUAGUUUCUUAUUAUUACUUUCUGCGCUUUGGAGAUGAUUACAGACCAGGGCUACGGAGGCGAAAACAGGGGGAUAAAAAGACCUUUGAUGAAUGUGUGGCAGCUGGAGGUUCAGACUGUGCUCCAGAGAAACUUUGGCUUCAAAUUCCGUUCUUCUGUGGCCACAGCUCCGAAUGCUGGAAUGUGGGAAGCAGAUGGGCUUUGGAACAAGCCAAAUACAAUCUGAUUAAUGAAUACUUCCUAGUGGGCGUUACUGAAGAGCUUGAAGACUUUAUCAUGUUAUUGGAGGCAGCUUUGCCCCGGUUCUUCAGGGGUGCCACAGAACUGUACCGUACAGGAAAGAAGUCUCACCUUAGGAAAACAACUGAGAAAAAACUUCCCACAAAAGAAACUAUUGCCAAGCUACAACAGUCUGAAAUCUGGAAAAUGGAGAAUGAGUUCUAUGAAUUUGCACUGGAGCAAUUUCAGUUUGUCAGAGCACAUGCAGUUCGGGAAAAAGACGGAGAAUUGUAUAUUCUGGCUCAAAACUUUUUCUAUGAAAAGAUUUACCCUAAAUCAAACUAAGAACACUUUACUGUUAGAUUUAUGGACCUAAAUCUUUGGUCACAUCAUCAUCUUAGUCCUCAGCCAUGGAAACUAGAUUGCUUGUAGACCUCCAAGACGUUUCUUUAUAGAUCUGAGAGAAGUGGGCUGUGGAUCACCUCCAGGGCGUUGGAUACCGGCUAACUAUGUUGGUAAUCCAGAAGCAAAGGCUUCAUUUCUUUUAUCUAACUAAUACUUUCAGUGGGAGUUAAUAUACUUUACCGGAAGAAAUAUACACUUUAAUUCGGAGCAAUUAAUACACAGCAGUUCUAGUUGAAAAUAUAAACAAACAAAAAAUGCUUCUGUUGAUGCUCUUUUUAAUUUUCAGAGCAAUUUAUUUUCAUUUAUACUUCUGUGAAGAGGAAUUAAUUUUUCCCAGCUUUCAACAUGGAAAUUUUGGUUGUAUACAACAUGAGUAGUGUUAAUAACUGGUCAACAUCUAUGCUUUGUUUUUGUGAAUCAUGUCACAUGAUAUUAAUUGGGAUGGUUAAUCAUGUUCUGCUGAGAAAUGCUGCUGCUGCUGGAAUUGCCCAUAUUUAUAUAUGUGGUUUUAUUAAAAAAUUACAACUAUUCAUUAGUGUUAAAACAUUAUUUCCACGUUAAUAUUGUAAAAAGUUAAAGAAUCAGAGCAGUGGGGUUUUUGUUUUGUUUUUUAUCCCCACCACCACUGACUGAGGUUGGGAAAACUACGAAGAAAGUUGGUAUUGUCUGCAGUUCUAGUUGAUCCUUACACAGUGGUAUAAAAAUCGUAAAUUCAGUAUUAAGUUUCUCCAUGGAUUCUUUGUAAUAAUUGUAAACUAAGGUAUUGGUGAAUCCAUAUUAUGACUCCAUUAGUGAGCUGUGGUAUGGUUAGGGUUUUCCUACUACUUCGAUACUUUUACCUGUAGAAUAUUUUUACUAAGGUGCUUUAUAAUGUGUUUUAAAGCAUUGCAUUUACAAAAGGAGUAAAAUGCUGUAAAUACUGCUUAUUUUAUGUAUUUGGACCAAAAGGUUUAAAGUAACUAGUUUAAAGUGGUUUUUUUGCACCAGUUCUGUUAUGUGUGAAGUGAAAAACAUCACAUCUACUUCCUGGUUGAGUUAACUGUUGGACAUUGCUGAAAUGCACUUCAGUGACCUCUCUGACUUCAAUACCAGAAUAUUGUCCAGGGAUUCUCUUUACAAAUAUGUAGUCUUCAUCUUUUUAUUAUGGUAAGAGGAAAAGAAGAAAAAUGUCAUGUGUAGUCUGGUUGAGAAAGAUGCAGUGAACUUGAUUGACAUAAUUGUAUUUAUGUAACUGCCUUAUGUGACUAUUGUAAAUUUGUGAGUUGCCAUUAUUAACAAUGUGAAACAUCUGGUAGAUGAAGUAAAUUGAAAUUUGAGAACAGAUGUUUGGGUCCACUGCAUUAUAGCAAAUGGCAGUGGAGAACUACAAGAAUUUGUUUCCUAUGGAAUUUUCUUAAAGAUCUGAGUAUUUACACAUCU
Messenger RNA from Gymnogyps californianus (California condor), 2550 nucleotides. RefSeq names its product heparan sulfate 2-O-sulfotransferase 1 (gene HS2ST1). Gene Ontology annotation, molecular function: heparan sulfate 2-sulfotransferase activity. The coding region runs from base 1 to 1071 and encodes 356 amino acids. The transcript has 7 exons. Lineage: Eukaryota; Metazoa; Chordata; Aves; Accipitriformes; Cathartidae. Gene Ontology annotation, cellular component: membrane. The record is from RefSeq and is a predicted model, not a curated record.